This is a messenger RNA of Trichechus manatus latirostris (Florida manatee), 1114 nucleotides long. It is a transcript of the gene MYL6B, whose product is annotated as myosin light chain 6B. Gene Ontology annotation, cellular component: myosin II complex. The transcript has 7 exons. Bases 111 to 758 code for a protein of 215 amino acids. Gene Ontology annotation, molecular function: structural constituent of muscle; calcium ion binding. Lineage: Eukaryota; Metazoa; Chordata; Mammalia; Sirenia; Trichechidae. The record is from RefSeq and is a predicted model, not a curated record.
CCAACUGGCUCCCUGCCCCUGCCCCCGCCCCUUGACAUCCCAGUCUCCCUGGCUAUUUAAACAGAGAUGGGUGCCCCCAUCGGCACACUGUCCUUUGACUACUGGACAUCAUGCCUCCCAAGAAGGAUGUUCCCAUGAAGAAACCAGCGGGGCCCUCUCCUUCAAAGCCUGCUGCCAAGCCAGCAGCAGCAGCCCAGCCAGCAGCAGCGGACCCUCCGGCCAAGGCCAAGGAUGAGCCAGUUGCCACCGCCACUGUGGUCCCUGAAAAACCCGAGGAGCCCCCGAUCGAUCUCUCCAAAGUGGUGAUCGAGUUUAACAAGGACCAGCUGGAGGAGUUCAAGGAGGCCUUCGAGCUGUAUGACCGAGUAGGUGAUGGCAAGAUCCUGUACAGCCAGUGUGGGGAUGUGAUGAGGGCCCUGGGCCAGAACCCCACCAACGCCGAGGUGCUCAAGGUCCUGGGGAACCCCAAAAGUGAUGAGCUGAAGUCUCGGCGUGUAGACUUCGAGACUUUCCUGCCCAUGCUCCAGGCAGUGGCCAAGAUCCCGAACCGAGGCACAUACCAGGACUACUUGGAGGGGCUUCGGGUGUUUGACAAGGAGGCGAAUGGCAAAGUCAUGGGAGCAGAGCUCAGACACGCCCUCACCACCCUGGGAGAGAAGAUGACUGAGGAGGAGGUGGAGUCUGUUCUGGCAGGACAUGAGGACGUCAAUGGCUGCAUCAACUAUGAGGCCUUCCUGAAGCACAUCCUAAGCGUCUGAGCUCUACGGGUAGGGGGGAACCCCCACCCUUGAGAGAUCCCAUGGGGCCGGACACUGCCGCCCACUCCCCGCCCCAACCCCUGCAAGCGGAAGCACGUUCCGGCCACUAGGAGGCCACCAUUAUUUCAAAAUAAAGAGACGGUUCCUCCCUCGGCCGGACUGUUGUUUUCUUUAGAGGUGGGGGAGGGAGGGAAGGGAGGGCUUUCUCUCUUCUCCCCAAAUCGGAUUCCCUCUGCUUUUUCGCCGCUCGGAAGUGCAGAUCCGUUGCGACGCAACCCAGUCCUGCGGUUCCUGAGUCCCAGGUAGGGCGACUCUGGAGAAAGGUUCAGCCGCGGCUCCGCCCACCUCAUUGCUAA